AUGGCUGCCCUGGCGGAGGAGGUGCUGGACGGUUACAUGUACCCGGCGUGCGUCCCCUACUCGUACCCGUACCCCUACCCGCCGGCCGCCAAGAGCAAGGGCGCGGCGGGCGGGGGCGGCUGGCGGCACAGGGGUGGGGGCUACGCUCCCGCGUCGUCCCCCUCGUCGUCCUCCUCUGCCGGGGCGGCCGCGUCCUCUUUCCCGGGCUGCGGGCAGCUGACGGCCGCCGAGUACUUUGACAGCUACCAGCGGGCGCAGCUCAUGGCCCUCCUGUCGCAGGUGAGCCCGGGCCUGGGCCCGCGGCCCCGCAGGGCCAGCAGCCGGGACGUGGCGGUGCAGGUGAACCCGCGCCGCGACGCCUCGGUUCAGUGCUCGCUGGGGCGGCGCACGCUGCUGCGCAGGGCCCGCGACUCCGGUCCCCUGGCCGGCCCUGGCCUCGAGGGUGCGGGCGGCGGGGGCUCGGCGUCCCCGCAGCCGGCGCGCCGGGGCGCGGAGCAGGGCAGCCCCCCGCGCGGCGCCCCGCGGCCCGUGCGCUUCCCGCGCACCGUCGCCGUGUACUCGCCCGUGGCCUCCCGCCGCCUCACCACCUUCCUGGAAGGGGCAGACAGCGCGGGGGGAGAGCGGAAGCCGGCGCCUCCGAGGCCCCGGGGCCCCGAGGAGGGAGAGGGGUCGGCGAGGAAGGCGCCCCAACGGCCGCGGCCCGAAGAGGAGGAAGGGGACGAAGACGAGGCCCAGGCCGCGGUGCGGACGAGCUGGGAGCCGCCGGUCGCCGGGCCCGGGUUGCCGCCGCGGGAGACCGGGGCAGGUGAGGCGGCCCGGCGGCGCGCGCCCAGGAGUCCGGAGCAGCCCCCGCCGGUGGGGCGGGCCCAGGACGCCGCCGGCGAGAGGUCGUCGCCCCGGAGCCCCGAGCAGGCCAAGGAGCGGCCGCGCUUCCAGUUCUUAGAGCAGAAGUAUGGCUACUAUCACUGCAAGGACUGCAACAUCCGAUGGGAAAGUGCCUACGUGUGGUGUGUGCAGGGCACCAACAAGGUUUACUUCAAGCAGUUUUGCAGAACUUGUCAGAAGUCUUAUAACCCUUACCGAGUAGAGGAUAUCACCUGUCAAAGUUGUAAACAGACUAGAUGCUCCUGCACUGUAAAACUCCGCCACGUUGACCCUAAAAGGCCCCAUCGUCAAGAUUUGUGUGGGAGAUGCAAAGGCAAACGCCUGUCCUGUGACAGCACUUUCAGCUUCAAAUAUAUCAUUUAAAUGAAUGUAAAAAAAAAAAAAACAAUGGUCCUACUUGAAUGUGAGCUAAUGGAGCAGACAAGUUAGCUUUUUUCCUGCUCUAUUCUGCCUCCCUUUCUCAAAAUACUUCAUGAAAGGCUGUAUUUUUGACAGCCUUCAAAUAAAAGUGUUGCAAAAACA
Odobenus rosmarus divergens (Pacific walrus) is the source of this 1407-nucleotide messenger RNA. RefSeq names its product zygote arrest 1 (gene ZAR1). The transcript is spliced from 4 exons. The record is from RefSeq and is a predicted model, not a curated record. The coding region runs from base 1 to 1248 and encodes 415 amino acids. Lineage: Eukaryota; Metazoa; Chordata; Mammalia; Carnivora; Odobenidae. Gene Ontology annotation, cellular component: cytoplasm. Gene Ontology annotation, molecular function: mRNA base-pairing post-transcriptional repressor activity. Gene Ontology annotation, biological process: translation.